This is a messenger RNA of Sorex araneus (European shrew), 3269 nucleotides long. It is a transcript of the gene JAM2, whose product is annotated as junctional adhesion molecule 2. Lineage: Eukaryota; Metazoa; Chordata; Mammalia; Eulipotyphla; Soricidae. The transcript has 10 exons. The coding region runs from base 325 to 1218 and encodes 297 amino acids. The record is from RefSeq and is a predicted model, not a curated record. Gene Ontology annotation, biological process: leukocyte tethering or rolling. Gene Ontology annotation, cellular component: protein complex involved in cell adhesion; tight junction; cell surface.
GGGCGGGGCGGGGCGGGGGCGCGGGUGUCCCUCCCGCCCGUCGCCUCCCGCUGCCCCUUCAUUAGGACGCAGCUGCCUGCCCGCCCGGCGUCCGGGGCCCGCCCCUCGCACCCCUCCUCCCUCUCCACCCCCCUGCGAGAGAGCGCGACGCAGACCUCCCCCCCCCCCCCCGCCUCCGCGCCCUCCACUCCUCCCUCCCGCCUCCAGCCAGACCCUGGCCGGGCCCGGGGGACGUGUGCGCGGGCACCGGGCUGCGGGGGGACACUGACCGCCGGGCCGGGCCCGCUGCCGCCGCCGCCGUCGGCCGGUCCCUGCCCGGGGAACAUGGCGAGGAGGAGCCGCCCGCGCCUGCUGCUGCUGCUGCUGCGCUACCUGGUGGUCGCGCUGAGCUGUCAGAAGGCGUAUGGAUUCUCCGCCCUGAAAGACCAAGUAGUUACAGCAAUAGAGUAUCAAGAGGUUAUCUUGGCCUGCAAAUACCCAAAGAAGACCACCUCCUCCAGAUUGGAGUGGAAGAAGCUGGGACGGAGUGUCUCUUUCGUCUACUACCAACAGUCUCUUCAAGGUGAUUUUAAAAAGCGAGCUGAGAUGAUAGAUUUCAGUAUACGGAUCAAAAACGUUACCAGAAGAGAUGCUGGGAAAUACCGUUGUGAAGUGAGUGCCCCGUCAGAGCAAGGCCAGAAUCUGGAGGAGGACACAGUCACUCUGGAAGUCCUAGUGGCUCCAGCCGUUCCAUUGUGCCAAAUCCCUAAUUCUGCUCUGAGCGGGACUGUGGUAGAGCUGCGAUGUCAUGAAAGAGAAGGGAACCCAGCUCCAGAAUACACCUGGUUUAAGGACGGCAUCCGUUUGCUGGGAAAUCUGAAGCGUGGCCCACACAGCACCAAUAGCUCAUACUCAGUGAACGCAAAAUCUGGAACUCUGCAAUUCAACACUGUUUCAAAACUGGAUAGCGGCGAGUAUUACUGUGAAGCUCGAAAUUCUGUUGGCCAUCGCAGGUGUCCUGGGAAACGAAUGAGAAUAGAUGACCUCAACAUAAGUGGCAUCAUAGCAGCAGUGGUCGUCGUGGUCCUGGUGAUUUCUGUGUGUGGCCUGGGUGUGUGCUACGCUCAGAGGAAAGGCUACUUCUCAAAAGAAACCUCCUUCCAGAAGAGUCAUUCUCAAUCAAAAGUUAUGACAGUGAAUGAAAAUGAUUUCAAGCACACAAAAUCCUUUAUAAUUUAAAAGAAUUCUACUUUUGAAAUAUACCAAAACCACAGUUGUUACACAUUAUUAAAAAAAAAUAUACAAAACUCUGUUUUGUCUUACAUUUGCAAAGCAACAUACAAGGCAGAGAGAAUGGUGUUGCAUUAUCAUUUUAAUGAUGGUUCCAUCACUUAAAAUUGUUAUUUUCAGCAAAUCUGUCACCAUCUAAAAUAGUCUGGCUUCUGUGUUUGGAUUGAGUAUUAAAAAAAUGGAGAUACUUCAUAAUAUUCUAGAAUAGUAAAAUAUUAGAUGUUCUAACUUCUAGAUAAAAUUAUGAAAAUAUAUUAUGCUGAUGGUAAAAGUAAUUCACAGGACUUGAAUAUAUCAACUGCAUGGACCUUCUAUACAAGAGUCUGAUUUAGGAGGUUCAGGAAAAACUAGCAGAUGCAAAAGAAACCCCUGAUCUUAUUUCUCCAAGAUUCCUCUUCUCCCCUACUCCUUGCAUAUUAUCAUUAUUUUUGCUGCUCAUUAAAACUGAAGGAAAUAAUAGAAAUGGACCUUUUAUCCAAGAAUUUAUACUUUGAGUUUACUUUCAUUCCUGCAAGAUGAAGAAAACUACCUAAUGACCAGAGCACUCUUAUCCGAUGUGUUGAUGAUUUCAUUAAACGUGACUUUGAGAGUCAAACACAAACCCAGGUGUUUCAUUUCUCCUCAAACUUUUCGUUGCUUUACACCAUCCUUGAAGAUUUGACAUCAAAACUUACCACAAACACCUCUGUCCUGAACAGUGAAGAUCCCACACCCUUGGCAGUGGGGAUUUCAUGUCUCUAAAAAUGGGGCUGGGAAAUUCUGGACUGUGCUAAGACCCCUGUGUGAUGGCUAGUGCUUUGCCAAUCCUGCAGCUUGUAGAGUUUGGGGGUGCUGAGGGAGUGGUUGUCUGCCAAGUGACACGAGAGGAAAGAAUUCACUGCAACAACCUGCACCAAAGUUGCUGACUUAUAAAGGACACAGGAGGAACCAUGAUGGAAAUGAAAUAUGGGUCUAAUCAUCUGGUUUCUCCAUGACUAAAUAUCUCCGGGGCCUGUCCAUGCUACAGAGUGACAAUGAACUUGAUUCAUUAAAAAAGGAGCCACUAAGCCAUGUUGAGUGUCGAGCCAUUUAGGACAGACGCUGAUGUUCAGUCACAUAUUAAAAACAAAAUAUCGCUAGGGUCAUUCCAAUUCUGAGCAAUUCGGGAUGGAAAGAUGACUCACUCUUGUCAAUUCUGAACAUGACGAAGCUGUUUUAAGGGAGUUCACUCUGAAUGUCCAAUAUGCAAAACAAAUCCUCGAGAGUCACUGAAAGCAAGAUCUAAACACUCAGCCAGUGUCCAGCUUUCAUCUAGAAUCAGGUCACUGGGAAUAUGCCUGUUGAGUCCGCCACCAUCCCUAAGCUACAAAAGCUGUUUCUCAUCACAUCCUUUUAAACAAUUGCUGUAAAGGGCCAGGUGGAGUUAUGCCAUGCAACUUUGUGGUACCUCGUGUAACCAUUUAACUCUGCCAGUGUCGCACAAAAACAGCCAUAGGCAAUAACAAAUAAAUCGGUAUCUUUGAGUUCCAGGAAAGUUGUAUUUGCAAAACUGGUGCAUGCAGAAUUUUACCCACAGGCAAAGGCUUCCCAACUUUGCAUGGUGGAGCAUGAUGAAGAUGCACAUUCAUGAAGCUUUUGUAAAAAGUCAGGCUCAAUGAUGUUGAAGCUUUGGAUGAUUUGUGCAAUGCUAUAUCCAAGUGCCAAGGGGAUUUGUGGAUCUCAGAGAUGCAUGUUAAAACACACCCAUCAAUCAUACAAAAUCUAUUUCCUCAGUUUAAGUGAUCCAAUACAGAGGAAAAAUAUACAGUGCCUUACUUAUCAUUACUAAUAGAUAAAAAAAGAAAAAAAUCCUAAGACUAGGAUUCAUCUAUGUGUGAAGACCUCUUUGUGUCAAAUAUAUAUUAUCUUAUUGUACACAGCAAAAUGAAACUCAUCACGUGAAGAAUGCUGUCUUCCACAGAAAGAUCUACAAUUGAGUGGGGUUUUUUUUACUUAUUAAAAGAAUAUCCAUGUGUCUAGAA